Messenger RNA from Guillardia theta CCMP2712, 2325 nucleotides. RefSeq lists its product as hypothetical. NCBI's taxonomy places the organism in Eukaryota, Cryptophyceae, Pyrenomonadales, Geminigeraceae. The transcript has 15 exons. The record is from RefSeq and is a predicted model, not a curated record. Gene Ontology annotation, molecular function: alpha-1,2-mannosyltransferase activity. Gene Ontology annotation, cellular component: membrane; Golgi apparatus. Bases 1 to 2325 code for a protein of 774 amino acids. Gene Ontology annotation, biological process: protein N-linked glycosylation; cell wall mannoprotein biosynthetic process.
AUGGCCUGGCUCGAUCGCCGCACGUUCAUGCUGGUGUUGGCAGUGCUGGUAGCCGGCAUACCCAGGACAGACUGCAGCUCAGGGGAGGAAUGCGAGGAGCUGAUCUGCUAUCCAAAGGCCGACAUGGCGCUAGCGGGGCUGAACGCGUCGCAUGAGAGGCUGGCAGAUGCCUGCGGAGACUUGGGGACGUGGAUGGACGGGACCCUGCUGGGAGCUUCAGUCUACGACCCGACGCACCUCGAGAAGUUCAGAGAGAUGGCGAUGGGAGAGAAGAAAAUGGUGAAAACUCCGUGCUGGCAAACGCGAUCCGGGACGUGGCAUUUUCGUCCCCGCCAGAGGAGCUUCUGGCUGCUCACCAUGGUGUCAGGGCGGAGGGUCCAAUACCUGAGGCAGGAGUGCUGCAUCUCCUCCAAGAGAGCCUCCGAGGAAGCAAGCGCCGACGCUUCUCUGUGCAACGAUGACGGCGAGAGAGUUCUGCUGGUCCCUCCUGGCCCUGAUGCAGCGCAGAGGAUGUGCCUCUUGUCUCGCAACCACCAGGACGUGAUCGACUCAGUGGACCAGAUUGCGAUCAAGGCAGGCACUUGCUACGAGGAGGAGGGGGAGAGGGAGGAGAUGAAAACAGCUGCAUUUUUCUCAUGGCUGCACUCGUGGAUCGAGGCCAGGGAUCUUGUUGCCUUCUCGAGCAAGAGGCGCAGGCGAGGGCUGCGGGAUGCCGAGCUUGCAGACGGCCUCUAUGCUGCAGGUUUCUCGAGGGAGAUCUGCAGCUAUGAGAUCGGAAUGAGGAGGAGGGGGAGGGGGGAGGGGAGGAGAACUGAUGUAGAGGAUCCUGUGAAGGGAAGAUCGAGCUGCAGGGUCGGCGACGAGUUUGAGCUUCCAUGGGAACAACACCACGUCCUGCAGCACUUCAUGCAUGCCUGCGACCAGAGGUUGAAGGAGCAUGAAGGAGCAGGAGCAGGAGCAGGAGCAGGAGCAGCAGAAGGUCAGUUCUUUCGGGUUGAGAUCGACUUGAUUUAUGAUGUUUCAUCCAUCAGCCACCGCGGGGAGUUUCGCCAUGGGUUUCACUGGAUCCCAACGUCUGUCUCCUCGUCCUCCCCGCCCUCAGCCUCCCUCACUGCUCUUGCUCCAGCUGCGCUCGGAGCUGUCGGACGACUCGCGGGUGUCGAUCUUGGACAUGGUUACAACAUCUUUGCGCUGCUCAACACCUCCGUGCCCUCUUCUACCGACGUGGAGGUGGAGAGGUCAACCUGGAACUUCAUCGAGGAGGAGCCGAGGGGAGGAUGGACCCUAGCUGAUGUCGUGGGCUUCCCGUUCUCCAGCGACAUUGUCAUGCCUCUCUUCUCCUGGCGAUCCUCUCGGCUGCUCCCUGCUGAAUCUCCGUGUGCAAGAAAACCCAAGGCGGCAGUGAUCUAUCUUGUGGGCCGAGGUCAGGAAUUCGACCUGGAGUCUCUGCGCGCGAGCUUGAGGGCUCUCGAAAUUCACUUUCUCCGUCCUCACUCCUUCUGCUACCCAGUCUUCCUCUUCCGCGAAGAAUGGGAUCAAGACUUGAUUGCAAUGAUACAAACUUGGACUGCAGCGAAUGUGGAGUUUCUCGUCGCCGACAUGUCGUUCCCCGCAAACUUUAACCCGGGCGGGAGGACGAGCGUUCACUCCAAGCGAUCUGCGUGGGGUUACCAGCACAUGUCAAGGUUCUGGGUGCGAGGAGUCUUCGAGCAUGCAGCUGUGCGAGAGCUGGAGAUGUUCAUGAGGUUGGACACAGACUCGUUCUUUGCGACCCCGCUCCUCGAUGUCUUCCAGGAUGCCCAGGAGAGGAACAUCUCCUAUGGGUACAGACAGGCAGGAAAGGACUGGACGGGCAAGACGAGAGGACUGUGGCGCUUUCACCUCCAGUACAUGAAAGAUACAUCGUCCUCCUGCCUUGAAACAGGGCAGGGCCCAGGAGCAGGAGCAGGAGCAGGAGACAGCAAAGGUCUCCUCCUCCGUCUCCUUGGGUACCCGAACAUCUCCGAGGACGCGGACGUGGCGAUGUUUUACACCAACUUCGAGCUGGUGAGCGUGAGGAGAUUCGUGCAAGAGGACGUGUGGAGCUACGUCAAGGCCCUCGAUGAGUCUCAUGGAAUUUAUCUGAAUGGCUGGGGCGACGCGCAGAUCCGAUGGAUGCAGAUCGCCACUUUCCUUGAGCUCCGCCAAGUUCACAGGUUUUGUCACUUCGCCUACAUCCACAGCGCGGCAGGAACCAAAGCCUUCGACUGCUGGCAAGAGGUGCAUGCUGCUACUGCUGCAGCUGCUGCUGCUCCUCCUCCUCCUUCUGAUAAUCAUCAUCAAUAA